GUUAUCGGAAGCGUGCUGCGGGUGCCCGAAACUCCGGGCGGCGCCGUUCGGUUGUUCGCCAUACUUGCACUGGAGCGCAGGACAACGAAGGCACAUACUGCAAAUACACCUGAAAUCGCCCCUUAAAUAUUAAGACAUGGCCGAGGAUGAUGUGACUGUGGAGCAGCUAGCAGCCAUUGCAGCCGAAAACGAAGAGCCAGAUGCCGUGAACUACAAGCCACCGGCCCAGAAGUCGUUGAAAGAGAUCCAGGAGAUGGAUAAGGACGAUGAGAGCCUACGCAAAUAUAAGGAAACACUGCUUGGAUCUGGGCCCUCUGACGCUGAUCCCACUACUCCCAAUGUCCAAGUGACCCAGAUGUGUCUGAUGUGUGAGACCGCCCCGAACCCGCUCAUCUUGGACCUGCAAGGAGACCUGGAGGCCUUUAAGAAGCAGUGCUUUGUUCUGAAGGAGGGCGUGGAAUACAGGAUAAAGAUCAGCUUUAAGGUGAAGAAGGAGAUAGUUUCGGGUCUGAAGUACGUGCAGCAGACGUACAGGAAAGGAAUUAAGAUUGAUAAGUCCGACUACAUGGUGGGCAGCUACGGCCCCAGCAUCAACGAAUACGAAUACCUUACCUCGGUGGAGGAGGCCCCUAAAGGCCUGCUGGCCCGCGGCAACUACGUCAUCAAAUCCAAGUUCACCGACGACGACCAGCACGACCACCUGUCCUGGGAGUGGAACCUGAACGUUAAGAAAGACUGGAAAGACUAAAAGAGGCCUUUGUGUUUUUUCUGGGGGGGGGGCGAGGGAAUAAUAAUAAUAAUAAUAAAAAAACCUGUACAUUUCUCAGCCCCCCCCCACUCAUCCCAUGUCCUUCAUCCACCAUUUCUGCCUUCCUCUGUGCAUUUCAUGCCUUAGUUACUGCCAUCGCUGUCUUAAACCCACCACCACCACCUAUGUCAGCAUCUGUAGCAGCAUUCGUAGCAACCCCCCCCACCAUCACAUCCCUCCGUCCAUCCUCCCUAUCUGCACUUGCCCACCUGCCACCCUCAAUCACUCACCCCCCCCCCACUGAGCUGUGCCAUGUAGCACCUUAAACCCCUCCCUGUUUUUCGUUUGUCCCCGGAUCUUUGCUGCUUGAAGAGAUUAACCCCCCCACCCACCCCUGCAGAAUGGUGUCUUCCUCUCUCAGUGCGUAGUACGAAGCAACUGUACAAUCAGCUUUAGUUUGUUUGCCUUCUUUUCUAUAUAAUCGUAUCGAUGGUUGUCCUGUGACUGUAUCCAUAACAUCACUGUUAAUCAGCUGUUAUAUCCAUAGCGGGGCCCCACCACAUCCACCUGCUCCCCCUUCCACCUCCUAUACCUUUCCUUUGCUUGCUGUCUUUUGAUGUGAUUACCAAUACCUGCCUUGUAAGAAGAGUUAAUUCAGAGCUCUCCCUUCUUCCCAUGAUGUAUUCACCCACUCCCCCUCAAAUGGGGACUGGGGCCAAAGUGACCAAGGGAGUAAAAAUAUUAGGGUAAGAAAAGCUGCCUUAUGUCUAAAUCUAAUUUAGCAUGCCUUGUCAGUACACGCAGCGCUCACUGUUAGGUAAUCUGUACUUUAAGGGCUUACCAAGCUACCAACCAGUUAGCAUCUGUAGCCCCAGUUACCCAGAUACAGGCUCUGCCAAAUAAACUCACCUUGUGAUUGGAGGAGACUGAAUGUUGAGAAUUGGACCCAGUGAACUAUUGAACUUCUCCUUCCUUUUAAGCCAUGAGGCCUUAGCACUAACUAGGAUCAUGUGGCGACAAACAAACAUUUCUAAUUCAGCCUUUUUUAAGAUUUCUCAUUUCUCUUUGCCUUAAUGUACAUCAUUCCUUAUACAAAGCCCCCCCCCCCUUCCGUUACUUCAGUCAGCCGACCCCAGGUGGAGGAGUAAAAGCAGAGAAAGCGCAGGAGUAGGUGUCAGAUGCUGGUAGUGAAGAGGAAACCAGUGAAAGGAAGGGUCAGGUGACACGAGCAGAGAACACGCACUCCAUAUUUAAUGAGGGGUUUGGAACUGACCGGAAACAUUUGUUGAAAUCGACUCUUACUGUACCAGAACAUAUGGAUGUAUAACUUUUUAUUUCGUUUUUUCUGAUAAUGUGUUCCUGCUCCAUACAUUCCUUCACAUUGUACAGUUUCUAUGAAAAUGCUGGCAUGCUGGUGGGGUUGUAUAUUCUAUCAUCAUGUGUUAUUGCUCUUCUUGGCCAAUAAAGAUUUUGCUCAA
This is a messenger RNA of Eleginops maclovinus (Patagonian blennie), 2226 nucleotides long. Its product is annotated as rho GDP-dissociation inhibitor 1-like. Bases 137 to 748 code for a protein of 203 amino acids. Gene Ontology annotation, molecular function: protein binding; Rho GDP-dissociation inhibitor activity. Lineage: Eukaryota; Metazoa; Chordata; Actinopteri; Perciformes; Eleginopidae. The record is from RefSeq and is a predicted model, not a curated record. Gene Ontology annotation, biological process: Rho protein signal transduction. Gene Ontology annotation, cellular component: membrane; cytosol; cytoplasm. The transcript has 6 exons.